UCUCACAAGGUCAUGGACAAGAAAACAAGCAUGCCAGAGCCCAAUUCUAAACUUGACUGAGACGUGGAGACGAAAAGGGGAGCACGCACAUCUCCUUCUGUUACAGAUUAAGAUUGACCUAUGGGGACUGUCAGCAAUGGAUUCUGCAAAUCAUCUAAACGUAACUCAGAUGGAAGAUUAUAAAGCAGAAGCUGAAUCCUCGAACUGCUGCUCAGCUUCAGCCCCAGCUAGUGAUGACAACUUUUUGAAGCUAGAAGACAGUACAAAGCUGGUGGGAGUGCAAGUGAUCCUCAUCCUUGCUUACAGCACAAUAAUAUUGUUUGGACUCACUGGAAACUCCUUAGUGAUAUAUGUAGUGUACAAGUUUAAAAAUCUAAGGACUGUAACCAAUUUCUUUAUUGUAAACCUAGCUGUCGCAGACCUGCUGGUGAAUACUCUGUGUUUACCUUUCACUCUGGUCUACACCCUCUAUGGUGAGUGGAAGUUUGGGAAAGUGCUAUGCUUCAUGCUGCCCUGUGCCCAAGGCAUGGCUGUGCAUGUGUCCACCAUCACUUUGAACAUCAUCGCCCUGGAUCGCCACAGGAGCAUCGUCUACCACCUGGAAACCAAGAUGUCCAAAGACAUGUGUGCUGUGGUCAUUGUCAUCACGUGGGCUGUCAGUGCCCUGCUGGCCAGCCCGCUCGCCAUCUUCAGAGAGUACGGGACUUUUGACAUUCUGCCAGAGGAGUCCAUUCAGGUGUGCACAGAGAAGUGGCCAGGAAGCAGCAUGAACGGAACCAUCUACAGCAUAUCAAUGCUUGUGCUUCAAUACGGCCUCCCUCUGGCCAUCAACUCAUUCGCCUACAUUCGUAUCUGGAAUAAGCUGAAGAAUCACAUAAGCCCUGGAGGUCGGAAUGACCGCCAUCGGCGCAGGAAAAAAACCACAAAGAUGCUGGUGACGGUGGUGGUGGUCUUUGCAGUCAGCUGGCUGCCGUUCCAUGCAUUUCAAUUGGCUAUUGACAUUGAUAGCAGUGUUCUAGAUAUGGAAGACUUCAAAUUGCUUUUCACUGUGUUCCACAUUGUGGCAAUGUGCUCCACGUUCGUCAAUCCAAUCCUAUAUGGGUGGAUGAACAACAAUUAUAGGACAGCCUUUCUGUCUGUAUGUAAAUGUAGCCAGCCCUUCAGUCUGAAGUCAAGAAGACAAAUGCAAAGGGAAAAAGACACCACCUGUACAGAUUUCAAAGCCACAAAUGUCUAA
Myripristis murdjan (pinecone soldierfish) is the source of this 1237-nucleotide messenger RNA. RefSeq names its product neuropeptide Y receptor Y2 (gene npy2r). Gene Ontology annotation, cellular component: membrane. Gene Ontology annotation, biological process: G protein-coupled receptor signaling pathway. The coding region runs from base 137 to 1237 and encodes 366 amino acids. The transcript has 2 exons. The record is from RefSeq and is a predicted model, not a curated record. Lineage: Eukaryota; Metazoa; Chordata; Actinopteri; Holocentriformes; Holocentridae. Gene Ontology annotation, molecular function: neuropeptide Y receptor activity.